Messenger RNA from Corticium candelabrum, 511 nucleotides. RefSeq names its product ribonuclease kappa-B-like. The record is from RefSeq and is a predicted model, not a curated record. Gene Ontology annotation, biological process: nucleic acid metabolic process. Gene Ontology annotation, molecular function: RNA endonuclease activity. NCBI's taxonomy places the organism in Eukaryota, Metazoa, Porifera, Homoscleromorpha, Homosclerophorida, Plakinidae. Bases 62 to 319 code for a protein of 85 amino acids. The transcript is spliced from 3 exons.
AUCAGUCACGUGAAAGCCUACUGAGAGUCUGAAGAUUUGCGUCGAAGAUUCCCUCUCAAAAAUGUUCAAAAUUCCCUUUCUCGGCCCGAAGUGCUCAACAUUCUGUCUUAUUCUAAGCGUUUGGGGCAUUAUAAUGCUAGCUCUUCUCGGAAUUUUUUUUCGAUCGGGAGCUGUAGCACUGUAUGAAGAUGUAGCGAUAAGUGGCAAGGAGACAUCCAUGAAUUGUUUUAUUGUUGCUGGGAUAUACGUAGUCACAUUGGCUCUCUCGAUACAUCAGAGAUGGGUCAACAAACAACGUCAGAAAUACCAGCAAAUGUAGUAAGACAGUCACGUGACCGACAGAUGUAGUCCCACCUUGUAAUUGUUACACUAAGCAAAUUAGAAUUCAUUGUAAUUGUUUAAUCGUCAAUUUCGUAGUCUGAGAAUAACAGUAAUUGUGUUAUUCUAUUCUUUGCUUCGUUUGUUGACAAUUAGUCAAACAAUAAAUUUGUUUAUUAUUAUUAUCAGGAAC